UUGUACAAUGGGAGGUGAAGUAUUCUUCAUAUGUACUAAGUUAGAAAGUGUAAAUAAAUUUUUGGAUGAGUAGAAGUUGAAUCAUGCAAAUGACAUAUAAAAGCUAAAUCGAAAAUUUGUUAAUAUCUGCUGUACUCAUGCUAUAUUAGCCACAUAAGGCGUCACAUUUUUCUUUCCCUCCUAAACAACAAAAGGCCAGAUUAGAAAUCUCAUUUACUCAUUUCUCCACAUGGAGGCAAUAAAGUUUAAUUUAGUACUAGUAAUUUUAGUGCUGAAAGUGAUUAGUUUCCAUGGAGUUAGUUGUGGCAGCAGCUUCAGACAAGUUGAGAAAAAGAGGAACAAUUUAAAAACAUAUGUUAUCAAGAGCAUUCAGAGUGAAGAUGGGGAUAUAAUUGACUGCAUUGACAUUUUGAAGCAGCCAGCUUUUCGCCACCCUGCUCUGAAGAAUCACAAAAUUCAGAUGAAACCAAAUUUCAAUCCAAAGACAAAGGUUACAGAAAGAGAAACAACACAAUGGACAAGAAAAGAGGAUUUUGAGAGGAUCAUAGUGACUUCACAAGUGUGGCAAAGAAAUGGAAUUGCAUGUCCCAAUGGGACGAUACCCAUCCGAAGAGUCCAAAAAUUCAAGAAGCUUCGGAAAAAUAAGUAUGGGAGGAAAAAUCCUACUUAUCAGGUUAUGCAAUCUACUGACACGCUUAAUCUUUUGCUAGCAAACCACUCGACUGCUGUGCUGAUUGCCCAAGGAUUUAAGUACACCGCUGGCAAAUGCGAUAUAAUAGUUUGGAAUCCAAAUGUGGAGUCGGAUGAUGAGUAUAGUACUUCUCAUGUAUCACUCAGACAUGGUCCUCUGCAUGCGUAUGAGCAAAUUGAAUCUGGAUGGGCAGUAAAUCCAGGUGUGUAUGGGGAUCGCCAGACUCGGUUUUUUGCUUAUUGGACUGCUGAUUCAUCAAACAAGACUGGUUGCUUCGAUCACACUUGCCCUGGAUUUGUUCAAACAAACAAUGAGAUAGCACUAGGAGCUGCAAUCUGUCCCAUCUCAAAGCCAAAUGGUCUGCCAUACAAAAUUACCAUCUACAUUUACAAGGAUUUUAUCACUGAUAAUUGGUGGUUACAAUAUGGAGACAAUAUAAACAUUGGGUAUUGGCCACCAGAAUUAUUCAAAAUGUUAUGGUAUCAAGCUAAUGUGGUUCAAUGGGGAGGUGAAGUUUAUAGCACAAGAGUUGGACCAGUUCAUCCACACACAGCAACUGCAAUGGGAAGCGGCCAAUAUUCAGACCCUACUGGUCACUGGAUCAGAUCAGGCCAAAUUACAAGAAUGAGGGUCCAAGAAAAUGGGCAUGAAUUAAAGUUCCCUGAAUAUGUGUUCCCUUAUUCUGAAGAGUAUGACUGUUAUGAUCAAAUAUAUGUUAGUGAUUAUAUCGACGAUCCUGAGUUUUAUUAUGGUGGCCCUGGUAGAAGUUGGAGGUGCCCUUGAUAAAAGCACUAGUCAUUAUAUCAUGCAGGAGGAUAGCUAGUUACUAGUUUAUAAUGUUAUUCCUUUUCUUGAGUUUUGAAGGAGAUUUCUAUGUUAUUCAUAAAUUAAACUUCUGAUGACAAUAUCUAAGUUAAUCCACAUGUGUUCAUACACGGUGUUUCUCGUCUCAUUGUUACUGCACGAUUCAGAUAGGUUGCAGCU
Daucus carota subsp. sativus is the source of this 1675-nucleotide messenger RNA. Its product is annotated as protein neprosin. Lineage: Eukaryota; Viridiplantae; Streptophyta; Magnoliopsida; Apiales; Apiaceae. Bases 230 to 1474 code for a protein of 414 amino acids. The transcript is spliced from 7 exons. The record is from RefSeq and is a predicted model, not a curated record.